UUGACAUCGACUCAUAAAUUUGAGGACCAAAUUGAUCUUUGCGCAGUAUGAAAUUCUACUUUUGUUUUUAAACCAACAAUAAAAACGACCUAGAAAAUUAGCGCGGGAGACAGGAAAUUUAAAAACCCAACUAGCAAUUCGCCAAUUCCACAACUACAAAAAAAAAACACAGAAUUUAUAGUUCAACCCCAAGUAUAAUGAAUGAGUAGUCAUGGUUUCGUUAGAAAAAUCAUUGGUGAUCUUUCUUUUAUUGAUUCCUCGCCCUUUGCCAAACUCUUGGAUUCAUGUCUCAAAUCCAAGUCUUUACAGGACACACGUCGUAUACACGCUCGCAUUAUCAAAACCCAGUUCGCCUGUGAAGUUUUUAUCCAGAACAGACUCAUUGAUGUUUAUGGGAAAAAUGGAAGUUUGGAUGAUGCGGGUAAAGUGUUCGAUAAAAUGCCUGAGAGAAACAUUUUCAGUUGGAAUGCCGUUAUUAGCAUUUUUGUGAAAUGGGGUUUCCUUGAUGAGGGUGCGAGACUAUUUGCUUCUAUGCCUGAGCCUGAUCAAAUCUCGUGGAAUUCGAUUAUUGCCGGGUUUGCACAGCAUGAUCGGUUGGAAGAUGCUUUGUUUUAUUUUGUUCGUAUGCAUAAGGAAGGUUUUGUGCUUAAUGAAUAUACUUUUGGUAGUGGUCUUAGUGCUUGUUCAGGGUUAAAGGACUUGAGAAUGGGCACCCAAAUUCAUGGGUUGAUGUUGAAGUCGCAGUUUUUAUUGGAUGUUUAUAUGGGCUCGGCUCUUGUUGAUACAUAUGCUAAAUGUGGGUUUGUGGAUUAUGCUCAAAGGGUUUUUGAUAGUAUGAUGGAUAGGAACAUUGUUUCUUGGAAUAGCUUGAUUACAUGUUAUGAACAAAAUGGUCCAGCCAGGGAAGCUUUGGAUAUUUUUGUGCGGAUGAUGGAAAGUGGGUUUGAACCGGAUGAGGUUACUUUGGCUAGUGUAGUCAGCGCUUGUGCUAGCUUGGCAGCUGUUAAACCAGGUUUAGAAAUUCAUGCUUGUGUUGUUAAACGUGACAGACUUAGGAAUGAUCUUAUUUUAAGCAAUGCGUUGGUUGAUAUGUAUGCAAAAUGUGGCAGAACUAAUGAAGCUAGAUGUGUUUUUGAUAGGAUGCAAAUUAGGAAUGUUGUGUCUGAAACCUCAAUGGUGAGUGGUUAUGCAAAGGCUGCAAGUGUUAAGGCUGCAAGAUUGUUGUUUACAAAGAUGAUGGAGAAAAAUGUAGUCUCUUGGAACGCCCUUAUUGCAGGGUACACACAAAAUGGAGAGAAUGAAGAGGCACUCGGACUCUACCGCAUGCUAAAGAUAGAAGGUAUCUUCCCAACUCAUUACACCUUCGGGAACCUAUUGAAUGCCUGUGCAAAUCUUGCUGAUCUGCAACUUGGCAGACAGGCACACGCCCAUGUUCUGAAACAUGGAUUUCAGUUUCUAAUUAGUGAAGAAUCUGAUGUUUUUGUUGGGAAUGCACUUAUAGACAUGUACCUUAAAUGUGGAUCAGUUGAGGCAGGGCGUCAAGUUUUUGAAAACAUAGCGGAAAGAGAUAUUGUCUCAUGGAAUGCCAUGAUAGUAGGGUACGCACAAAAUGGUUAUGGGGCGGAGGCCCUUGGGUUCUUCAGUAAAAUGUUGGCAUCUGGAGAAAAACCGGACCAUAUAACCAUGAUAGGCGCUUUAUGUGCAUGUAGUCAUGCAGGUCUUGUGCAAGAGGGUCGUCAUUACUUUUUCUCGAUGACAGAGAAAUAUGGUUUGGAACCAUCGAAGGACCAUUAUACAUGCAUGGUUGAUCUAUUGGGACGUGCCGGUUGCCUCGAUGAGGCCAAAAGCUUGAUAGAAACAAUGCCCAUGCAGCCUGAUGCUGUCGUUUGGGGGUCAUUGCUUGGCGCUUGUAAAGUUCAUAACAACAUUAACUUAGGGGAGUAUGUAGCAGAGAAGCUCUUGAACAUUGACCCCACAAAUUCAGGACCAUACGUCCUCCUCUCAAAUAUGUAUGCUGAACUGGGCAGACGGAAGGAUGUCGUAAGCGUAAGAAGAUUGAUGAAGCAUCGGGGAGUUGUCAAACAGCCUGGUUGCAGCUGGAUUGAGAUACUGGGAAAUUGGCAUGUUUUCAUGGUGAAAGAUAAAAGACAUCCUCAGAAAGAGGAGAUUUAUUUGCUCUUACAAAUGCUUAUCAAUCAGAUGAAGCAAACUGGAAAUGUGUUGAAAGAUACUAACGGUUUUCUUGAGGCUUAUGAGGAACAAAGUGAAACAGAAGUAGGAUUCUUUUACCAAAUGGAAACACCAGUAGAUGUUGCUGUCGUUUAAAUCAUUCCGAACGAUAUUGUUCAAAUUUUUCACUCUUGAUAUUUGCUGUUA
Molecule: messenger RNA, 2376 nt
Organism: Mercurialis annua (annual mercury)
Lineage: Eukaryota; Viridiplantae; Streptophyta; Magnoliopsida; Malpighiales; Euphorbiaceae
Product: pentatricopeptide repeat-containing protein At2g13600
Exons: 1
Coding region: 202-2325 (707 amino acids)
Biological process (GO): RNA modification
Molecular function (GO): RNA binding; protein binding
Source: RefSeq, a predicted model, not a curated record